CACUUACCAAGGACGGAGUCUGGUCUAAGGACAGCGUCUGGUCCAGGAACAGUGUGCUGCAUUCUCCAGCAUCUGCAGCUCCCAUUAUCUCUGCCUUGUACAGGGUCCAACAGGCAGCAGGCAUUGAGUAGUGGUGAUGGUUCUGGUUGUUGAUAUGAAUUCACUGUUGAGCUAUGUGGAGCCAGUAGUGGUUCUUACCAAUGUGGCCAAUUCCCUGUUUGAUACAGCGCUACUGAUGGAGGUAUAUGACCACCUGAAUGGGACAGCGGCUGGAAGCAGUGACCUGGUCCAGAAGGAAGUGGCCCAGUUCUAUAUGAUUUACAACAUGAUCUACUCAUUAGCCCCCUUACUGACCACGGUGCUGCUGGGAAGGUGGGCUGAUUGCCAAGGCCAGAAGGUGCUACUGGUGGUGCCAUUACUGGGCUACCUGCUGGGAAGACUCUUACUACUGUUCACCCACAUUUUCCAGCUCCCUGUCAACGUGAUGUUCGGUUGUGCUGUGAUCAAUGGAUUGACUGGGGGAUUCCCAGCUUACUGGAGUGGGAUUAAUGCCAUCACUGCCCUGAGGUCAGGACCAGCCAGACGCAGUCUGAGGUUAAAUAUGCUGGAGGUGGCAUCGGGGAUAGCUGGAUUCAUUGGCAGUGUGGCAUCUGGCCACUUCUUCCUGAUGAAAGUUAACAACCAACACGGGCUGUUACUGAUCUGCCUGUGCCUAACUCUGUACUUACUAAGUCUGCUGUAUGCGGCAUUUAUCCUCCGUUAUCCUUCUGUCCAGCCACAAUGCCAGGUUCCCACAGAGGUGAAUGACCCCAGCCCGAAGAGGUACAGCAUACAGAUGGCUCUUCUGUUUGUCUGCUACAUCCUGUAUGAUUUUGGAGUGACUGGUGGUGAGAACAUCAUCUCAAUCUUUGUCCUGAAGCCCCCCUUGAGCUGGGAUGCAGUCUGGGUGGGCUAUGGUAAAGCUGCCUGCUACGUCAUGUUUCUGACCAGCUUCCUCGGAGUUCUGAUUCUUUCUAAAUGGCUGAGUGACACCUCCCUGGUCUUUAUGGGGAUCAUCUCCAACACGUCUGGGUUCAUCACCAUGGCCUUUGUGAGCAGGAGUUCGGUCUAUUUUGUUGCUCGCAGCAUGAUGUUAUUCUCGUGUAUUCCAAUGCCCACAAUUCGAGCUCAGCUGUCCAAGCAAAUGGAGGGGGCUUCUUACGGUUCCAUCUUCGCCUGGCUGCAGUCAGCAAUUGCUUUAACAGACGUGAUUUCCACCGCUAUGUUCAACAGUCUGUAUGCUAACUCGGUCCAGUCGGCCAGUAACUUCCUUCUACUCCUAGCUGCAGCGAUAUGUUGGUCCAGCACUGUGCCAGUUGUGAUUUAUAGCUGGAGAGAGAAAAGGGGAACUCAUGGCUCAAUUGCUGGCACAGACUCAGGACAGAGACUGAUCACAGAGGAACUGCACUACAGUGAUGGCAGCUGUACAUCGUCUCUUUCAGAAUGAGGAAUCACAGCCAGUAUGUGAAAAUCCAGUUGACAGAAAGAGACCAAGAGGUUAAACGUCAAGGAAAGAACAUCGAGGCCUGACCAUGAGGAAUUCUCAUUUCUUGGUCUCAAACUGAAAAUGAUUGGAACGUUGACAUGGGAGCUUGCUGUGUCUCCCAAAGGAGCUGGGGUCUUGAAAAAGAAUAUUUUUGGGAAUGAUAGACUGCCAUGCUUGCCCAAUCAAGUACCCCACAAACUGUGUAUUUUUUUAUGAAGUCUCACAAAUCUUUCAGUUCAUAAAAUGAUUCAAAGCAGCUGAAGGACAAUGAAUGCCAACAAAUCCCAUAUCCUGAGAUCGAAUGGAAGAUCAGUUGAAGUGCAUAAUAAUUAUCUGUUUAUUUAUUCCGUCAGAUUUAUUCUGUCAGAUAUUGCACCUUGAGAUUAAUGUUGAUCUACCUCACAGUGAGAUCUUUCUGUUUGCCUAAUGACCCUGAUUUGUUAUUACAGCAGAGAAAUCCUCCAGGAUUCUGUAAUAGUGCGCACCACUCAAUUAGUUUUGCAGUUGUUCGUUCGCUUGUUG
Messenger RNA from Stegostoma tigrinum, 2047 nucleotides. Its product is annotated as thymic stromal cotransporter homolog. The record is from RefSeq and is a predicted model, not a curated record. Gene Ontology annotation, molecular function: transmembrane transporter activity. Bases 137 to 1486 code for a protein of 449 amino acids. The transcript has 4 exons. Gene Ontology annotation, cellular component: membrane. Gene Ontology annotation, biological process: transmembrane transport. Lineage: Eukaryota; Metazoa; Chordata; Chondrichthyes; Orectolobiformes; Stegostomatidae.